Daphnia carinata is the source of this 1691-nucleotide messenger RNA. RefSeq lists its product as uncharacterized. Bases 11 to 1543 code for a protein of 510 amino acids. Gene Ontology annotation, molecular function: extracellular matrix structural constituent; protein binding. The record is from RefSeq and is a predicted model, not a curated record. NCBI's taxonomy places the organism in Eukaryota, Metazoa, Arthropoda, Branchiopoda, Diplostraca, Daphniidae. The transcript is spliced from 5 exons.
AGGCGAAAGGAUGGGACAUAAUUUAUCCGGGAUGAUUCGAUCAUUUCUUCUUAUUUUAGCGUUGUCUACGUGCUAUCUCACGGCUGCUCCACCUGAUCUGCAAGCAAGAGUUGAACUACUUGAGAAAAACUAUGUCGAAAUUAAAGAACAUUUGGACGCCAAAAUUAUUGAUUUGGAGACGAAAGUCGGUCAACUGGAAGCGAAAAUUGAAAAACAGGAUUCACUUUUGGCUGUUCUCGAAAAAGGACAUGAGCCUUUGAAAGAUAAUGUCGCCAUCAAUCGACCCCGUCGUCAGAUCGCAACUCGUCGUACUUGCCAGGAAAUCAUGGACACAAAUACGUCGUACCCCUCCGGUAUGUACUGGAUCGAUCCAGACGGACAAGGCAUCGGUGAUCCACCAAUCCGCGUCCAUUGCGACAUGCAGGUAGCCGAGGCGAAUGGUGAUAACUGGAAGUGGGAUCCUGUCAAAGGCACAACAUCCAUUUUGCAUGACAGUGAAUCAAAAAUGGACAUUGGAAAUUGCACAGAACCUGGAUGUUACUCGAGGCAAAUCAAAUAUUACGCAAGCGAUAGUCAAAUCCGAGCGUUGAUUCAAUUGUCCAAAAACUGCGCUUUAAAACUUAAGUACGAUUGCAGAAAUUCGCCGUUAAACUACAACGGGACCGCCUAUGCUUGGUAUAACGACAAAGAUGGCAAAAGGGAAACGUUUUCCGGCAGCCCCUGCGACAACCUCGAUGACGAAAAAUAUUAUCGGUUGCAUUCGAUAUACAAUCGUGAUCAGCUGCCUGUUACGCGCCUCCAUUUUAGCAAUCCGUUAAAGGGCUCCUUCCAGUACAAAGUGACGCCGUUACGAUGUCAUGGAAAGGCAAAAACGGAGGCAAAAACGGAGACAAAAACGGAGGCAGAAACGGAGAUGAAAACGGAGGCAGAAACGGAGGCAAUGCCGAGAUCGUGCGAAGAUUUGCGGCAGAUGGGACACACUCUCAACGGAAUCUACUCAGUCAGGGGAGACAAACAAAUAGAAACUGUUUUCUGCCAAUUUGAUAAACGAUAUGUUGAACGAGGUUAUCAAACAUGGAUCGGAUACGUCGAUGUCAAAUCUUUGCCGACAUAUUUCAACGUUAAUAGGUUUAACAGUUUCAACUCAACGGGCGUUGCUAUACCAUUUGAUGUUGAAUCGGUUAACGUCGGCAAUGCCAUGAAUUUAAAAACGGGAAUAUUCACGGCACCACGGGAUGGCACUUAUUUCUUCUCCUUUAACGGAUUGGGCGUUGUUGACCCUACCAAAGAACGGGGUUACGUCAUACUAAAUCUGUAUUUGAACGCAAAACAAGCUGGUAGAACUUUUCAAGAGGAGUGGGACACCACCAGAAGCAUCUUUCGUCCACUGAUAAUUCAAUCAACGUUGAAAUUGAAAGCCAACGAUCGAGUUUGGUUGGAGAUUCUUAACGGGGCAACUUCGGGCUAUCUUUAUGAUGAUGGAUUUUCAUAUACUCGCUUUACAGGUUUCAUGUUGGACGAGGAAUUUGCAAUGCCUAAGUGAUGAACUUGUUUCGUAUUUGUAUUAAUGUGGUUUUAUUUUUUUUUUACGAGUGUAGGAAACUUUGCUUAAGGCUUUCACCUCUCCGGGAAAAAUCAGAUGUUUGCCAUCAUGAAAUAAAGGGCGUAGAUGUUCGCUUUUCAAUGUGAAA